Spodoptera exigua (beet armyworm) is the source of this 457-nucleotide messenger RNA. Lineage: Eukaryota; Metazoa; Arthropoda; Insecta; Lepidoptera; Noctuidae. The record is from the annotation of a GenBank genome assembly.
UCUGAAUAUGAACUGUGUGGGAGAGUCAUGCUUCGGCUCGAAUGGGUCGGCUCGACCGGAGUGAUACCACGGCCUCUCAGAAAACCGGAGCGAAACAACCACGGCGUUCUGUUUCAUCGUGUGAGUGAGGUUACCGGUAGGCCAAUUCUUCCACUCCCCCAAUCCCUAAAUCCACAAAACUCUAAUCCCGAAAAGGUCGGUAAAGCGCUCGUAACUCUCCCGUAUUUACGGAUGUCCAUGGGCGGCGCUAGUUGCUUACCAUUAGGUAAUCCAUCUGAUCUGCUCCUCUCGGCGAUCUCUCAUAAUAAAAUACCACGCGACCUCGCGCAUAACUGUGGACCAUAGACAAAACUUUUUGUUUUUUCUUUUGUUAUUAUUAGUUUAGAUUUUUUGUAUUAUUUUAUUUUCUUCUUUUUUUGUAUUUUAGUUUUAUGUGUGUGCGCUUGCGCAAGAAUAA